AUGGCUGCGUCCUCUGUGCUCGCACUGCUGCUUCUCGCCUCUGUAUCGCCACGGGGCGGUUCAUGCUGUCGCACGGAACACUUCCCGAUACCGAGCCAGUGCGGCUCGGAAGGCGGGAUUCCGCUCGGCAGCGCCCACUCGCUGCCCUGGAUGGUCACGGUACGUGCGGAGGCCAUGACCGACGUCCAGAAUCCGGAGGACCUGCUGCCUUGCCCCGGCGUGUUCCCGUCCGCCGCCAGGGACGACGGCUCGCCAGAUCGACAGCCCCGAAAGGGCCCGGACUCCUUCUUCGGCCACUUGGCCCGAGUGGCCGUCACCCACAGGAUGACUUCGACGUGCGCAGGCGCCCUCGUCACCGCAAGGCACGUCCUAACGGCGGCGCACUGCCUAUUCGCAUCACGCUACAAGCCGACGUACCGCGUCUUCCUGCGCAAUGGCAGCUCGGCCGGAAAGCACGCCCGUUCCUACGCGAGCGUGCCGGUGUCGGCAGCGCUGUGCCAUCCGGGAUGUCGAUUCCACGGCACCACCCGGGCCAUCAACGACCUUGCUGUGCUCGUGCUCGCCGAACCGCUGGACAUUCAGGGUUCCGGUGGCGUCGGCCCCCUGUGCCUGCCCUGGCCUGACGUCCCCGUGCAAGGCUCGGUGCUGUGGAUGGCGCGUCACGAAGGCCGCACAAAGCUGGGCUCAGCCAGCGGAGGCGCUGGCCGCCUGCCCUCCGUCCUGACCAGGGAGUCUGUGCAGCUCGUCAACUGCUCGCUCCUCCCUCAGGUGUCGCACGACACGGACGGGGAUUUCUCGAGCGAGCUGUGCGCCGUGGGCAUCGGCGGCCUGCGCGAGGUCGUGGACCCCGGCACCGCGCUCAUGGUAGACACCGUCCAGGGCUGGGUGCUCGUCGGCUUGCUCUCGUGGCUGGACGACACCCGCGCAGUCUCCAGUGUCGCUGUCUUCACCGACGUGCGAGCCCUCAUGGCGUGGCUGCUGGAGACGCUCUUCAAGACGUUUUGA
Messenger RNA from Rhipicephalus sanguineus (brown dog tick), 1005 nucleotides. RefSeq names its product ovochymase-2-like. Gene Ontology annotation, biological process: proteolysis. The transcript is spliced from 4 exons. Bases 1 to 1005 code for a protein of 334 amino acids. Lineage: Eukaryota; Metazoa; Arthropoda; Arachnida; Ixodida; Ixodidae. Gene Ontology annotation, molecular function: serine-type endopeptidase activity. The record is from RefSeq and is a predicted model, not a curated record.